Molecule: messenger RNA, 1829 nt
Organism: Brachypodium distachyon (stiff brome)
Lineage: Eukaryota; Viridiplantae; Streptophyta; Magnoliopsida; Poales; Poaceae
Product: 2-(3-amino-3-carboxypropyl)histidine synthase subunit 1
Exons: 2
Coding region: 103-1515 (470 amino acids)
Biological process (GO): protein histidyl modification to diphthamide
Molecular function (GO): 2-(3-amino-3-carboxypropyl)histidine synthase activity
Source: RefSeq, a predicted model, not a curated record
CAGCCCACCGAAAUUCCCGUAGCUCAGGCUUGUCUCGUGUUGAAAGGAAACGAAGUGCUAAACCCUCUCCUCGUCUCUUCCUCACACGCCGCCGCCGCCGCCAUGGACGCCGGCGACCCCUCCACCUCACUCGCCGUCACCGCGGCCGAAUCAUCCCAGACCACCAAGAAGAAGGCUCCCAAGAGGUUCAUCCACACCCCGAUCCCGCCUUCCAUCCUCUCCGACCCGACCCUCGCCACCGCCGCAACCUCCCUCCUCCCGGCCGCCUACAACUUCGAGCUCCCCAAGACGGCCCACCGCAUCCGCUCCUCGGGCGCUCGCCGCGCCGCGCUGCAGCUCCCCGAGGGCCUCCUCCUCUUCUCCCUGCCCCUCUCCCACCUCCUCGGCCCGUUCCUCGCCGAGGACCCCUCCAACGACGUGCUCAUCCUCGCCGACCCCACCUACGGCGCCUGCUGCCUCGCUGACCGCCCGGCCAAGGCCCUCGAGGCCGACCUCCUCGUCCACUACGGCCACUCCUGCCUCGUCCCCGUCACCUCCUCGCUCCUCCCCGUGCUCUACGUCUUCGUCGAGAUCCGCGUCGACGCGCUCCGCCUCGCCGCCGCCGUCCGCACCGCCUUCCCGGACCCCGCCGCCGCGCCCCGCCUCGCGCUCGCCGGCACCGUGCAGUUCAUCUCCGCUGUGCACGCCGCGCGCGAGAUGCUCACGCGGGACGGGUACCGUGACAUCCUUGUGCCGCAGGCGAAGCCGCUCUCUGCCGGCGAGAUCCUCGGGUGCACAGCGCCUACGCUGAAGAAGUCGGAGGGAGUCGGCGCGGUGGUGUUCGUCGCGGACGGCAGGUUCCACCUCGAGGCGUUCAUGAUAGCCAACCCUGGUGUGAAGGCCUAUCGGUUUGAUCCGUUUCUUGGCGUGCUUGUGCUGGAGGAGUAUGACCAUGUUGGGAUGAAGCAGGCAAGGAAGGAGGCGGUGUUGGCGGCAAGGAAGGCCAAGAGCUGGGGAGUUGUACUUGGGACAUUGGGACGGCAGGGGAGCGUGAAGGUUCUUGACCGGGUGGUAGAGCAUCUGGAGGAGAAAGGGUUGGAACACACAGUAGUGCUCAUGUCGGAGCUUUCCCCGACCAGGAUGGAGCUCUUCGGGGAUUCUGUGGAUGCAUGGGUGCAGAUUGCGUGUCCUCGGUUGUCGAUCGAUUGGGGCGAAGGAUUCAAGAAGCCGGUGCUGACAACAUUUGAGUUUGAUGUUGCACUGGGGUAUGUUCCUGGGUGGUGGGAGAAGGGGACUAGGGAAUGUGGCGGUGGAACUGGUAGUGGGUGCUGUUCAGGAUCAGGAACUUGCGGCGAUUGUGAUUGCAGUAAUGGUGAUUGUGGUGGCAGUGAUUUUGGAGGGGAUUAUCCGAUGGAUUACUAUUCGCAGGACGGGGGUGAUUGGAAUGGCUGCUACAUGAAGAAGAAGCCGUCCACUGGCGAGAGGAAACCCCGAGUUCGAAUUGCAGGCAAUAGUGUUCAAGUUGAGCAGCAAUGAAAUGAAACAUCAAGUGAUGGAAGCCAAACGAGUUAUCAAGAACAGCUUCAUCGCAUCCAGAAUUUCUGACACCAGAGUUCAAUCUUAGCAAUGUGGUUCUUCACGGAAUGCAUUGGAACUGCCAACGGGCCUCCUUUAUGAACAGGUCAAUUUGGCAAUUGCUGUGAUACUGUAGCUGUACGCCGAGAUGUAUAUUUGCUUUCCCUGCUAUACUGUAAAACUAUGUAUUGUUUUACUGCGAUAAUCUUUCGUGAUUGGCGAAAUACUUCUAGUUUAUGCAAGUAAUGCAACACAGUUUCCAGUUUUGACUUAAA